AUGAAAGCAAAGUCCUUCAUCAAGGCCCUAUCGACCGUGAUACUCAAAGCCACUGCCAGCUCUGAUUUCGACUUGCGACACUUGUUGCGGAGACGCCCGGCCCGGCCGGGAAAGCGGGACGGGGCCGGCCGCUGCCCGGGGCCGCGGGCACGGCCCCGGAACACCGCCUUCGCCUCCCCGGCCCCCUCGCCGGUAAAGGGGCGCAGCGCCCGCCGCAGCCCUCGCCCCCGGCAAACCCGCCGCCCCCUCCCCUCAGCAGCCGGCGCGGCGCCGAGGGCGCGCAGCCCGGGCGGGCAGAGCCGGCCCACCCCCGCCGCCGCCGCCUCCACCCCGCGGGCCGGGCCCGUCCCUCACCGCUCCGCGCCGCGCCGGGCCGCGCCAGCCGCCCGGGACCCGCCGCCGCUCAAGCCGGAAGCGCCCGGUGACCCGGAUGCGGACCGCGGACCCCCUCGGCCCCUCACGCGCUCCCGCGACGUCCCAGCAGAGGCCACCCCUCCCGCCCCGGAAGGGCUGCCGGCUGGCCAGCGGUUGGGCACGCCCGCUCUCACGGCUACGGCCUUCCCGGCACCGGCCCGGGGGCUGCCGCCGGCCAGCGGGAGGGGGCGGCUGACAGCGGCGCCCCGGAAGUGGAUGCCGGGAGGGGCGGGGCACCGCCUCCUACCGCGGGGAGCGCUUCCGCCGCCGGACGUCAGCGGGGCGGGGAGCGAGGGGGCGGGGCGACCGCCUCAGGCCCCGCCCGGCGGAGGGGCCGCGGAGGGGGGGGGGCGCUGGGGGACCGGGGCCGGUCUCGGCCCCAGAGGCGGGCGGCAGCCGCCGUCCGUGGGAGGAAAAUGCCCGAGCAGCCCCCGCGGCGGGCCCCGGGACUGCCCCCAGGCCGAGAAGGAACGUUACCGGGAAACGAAGCGGCCGUUUCACGGACGUGGGAUGCCUUUGUGCGCUCCCUGUAAGAAAGAUGGCCCGUUAAAGCGCUGUUCUGCUACCAACAGCUUUUGUAUCGCCUUGCAGCCCCCAGAGGAGGGCCGCGUCGCCCCUCCCUUGAGAGGUCGGUUGUCUUUCCACAACCAGAACAGCCUCAGCGGUCAGCGAGGGAGGGAGCAGCACCGCGUCCUGCCGCUCGGCCGCGCACCGGCCCCUCCACCGCUCGCAACGGGACGGAUCCAGCACGCACGGGGCCGAGCCGUGAGCCCGCGGUGA
Molecule: messenger RNA, 1194 nt
Organism: Aquila chrysaetos chrysaetos
Lineage: Eukaryota; Metazoa; Chordata; Aves; Accipitriformes; Accipitridae
Product: nascent polypeptide-associated complex subunit alpha, muscle-specific form-like
Exons: 3
Coding region: 1-1194 (397 amino acids)
Source: RefSeq, a predicted model, not a curated record